Messenger RNA from Yarrowia lipolytica CLIB122, 1686 nucleotides. RefSeq lists its product as uncharacterized. The record is from RefSeq and is a predicted model, not a curated record. Gene Ontology annotation, biological process: translational initiation. Lineage: Eukaryota; Fungi; Ascomycota; Dipodascomycetes; Dipodascales. Gene Ontology annotation, cellular component: cytosolic small ribosomal subunit. Gene Ontology annotation, molecular function: translation initiation factor activity; protein binding; mRNA binding.
AUGCCCAAACUGCAGCUGUUUGCUCGCGAGCCCAAGAAAAUCACCGUGUCGGAUGGUGUGACGGACAAUUCCGUCGUUGCAUCGCUUGCUCCCGAAACCGGAGCCGUCAAAAACUGCAUCUAUGCCCCCAACGGGUCUCUGUUUGCCUACGCUGUUGCUGACGGAGUGCAUGUGGUGGAUCCGGAAACGUGCCAGGAGACGCUGAGACUGGACGAGCCCAAUGUGCUGGAAAUCGGCUUUUCUCCUCUCGGCUCCUUCAUCAUCACCUGGGAAAUCCCUAAGAAGGACCCUGCAUCGGGCAACUUCAAGCCCAACCUCAAGGUGUUCAACUCCAAGACCGGCGACCACGUGCAGUCGUUUGUGCAAAAGUCGCAGACCGGCUGGAACCUGCAGUACACCUUUGAUGAAAAGUACUGCGCUCGAAUGGUGAAGGACGAGAUCCAGUUUUUUGAGUCUGACGUGCUGACCAAGGUGUGGGCUAAGCUGCGAGUCGAGAACUGCGCCGACUUCUCCGUGUCACCCGGAAAAAACUACUCCGUCGCUGUGUUUGUGCCCGAGAAGAAGGGCCUUCCUGCCAAGGUGCAGAUCUACCACGUGCCCAACUUCAACCAGGCCGUGGCCCAGAAGACCUUUUUCAAGGCCGAGGAGGUUGGACUCAAGUGGAAUGCUCUGGGCACCUCGCUGCUGGUGCUGGCACAGACUGCCUCUGAUGCCACAGGAAGAUCCUACUACGGAGAGACCACUCUCUACCUGCUUGGAAUCACCGGUGCCUUUGACAGCCGAAUCACCCUCGACAAGGAGGGUCCUAUUCACGAUGUCGCAUGGUCCCCCAACUCCAGGGAGUUUGCCGUUGUCUACGGAUACAUGCCUUCUAAGACCACCUUCUUCGAUGCUCGAGGAAAUGAGAUUCACACUCUGGCCGAGUGUUCUCGAAACACCAUUCGAUUCUCCCCCCACGGCCGGCUGGUGCUGCUCGGAGGCUUUGGAAACAUCCAGGGAGCCGUUGACAUCUUGGACCGACAGUCCAAGUUCGCCAAGGUGGCCACUUUGCAUGCUGCCAACGCCUCCCAUGUGGCCUGGUCGCCCGACUCCCAGUACGUGCUGACAGCCACCACCGCCCCUCGUCUGCGAGUCGACAACGGAUUCCGAAUCUGGCACGUCAAGGGGAACCUCAUGUAUGCUCAGGACUUCCCUGAGCUGUUUGCUGCUGACUGGCGACCUCUCCCCUCUUCUGAGUUCCCCUCCGGACAUACCAUCAGCGAGUGUCCUGAGGCACACGAGUCUGCUAAGACCGCCAAGGAGGGCGCUAAGGCCCCCGUCGCCGCUAAGCCUGCAGGCGCAUACAGACCUCCCCAUGCUCGAGGUCAGCCCGAGCGAGCUGCUCGAGGCUCUCUGGCUGCUUCUCCCGAUCCCUCUUCGGGCCCCAAGGUGCGAGGCGCUGGAGGCCGAGUCAUCCCCGGAGCUGCUCCCAAGAAGCACGAAGAGAAGAACGGUGCCGUGCCGGUGGCUACCGUGGACGACAAGAAGAUCCGAGCUCUGCUGAAGAAGCUGCGUGCCAUUGAGGACCUCAAGGCCAAGCAGACCAACGGCGAGAAGUUGGAGGACACUCAGAUCCAGAAGAUUUCUACCGAGGGCAACGUCCGGGACGAGCUCAAGAAGUACGGAUGGGACGGUGUUUCCAAGUAA